GCGGCUGCUGAAGGACUUUCUCUCGGAGACCGAAAACCAUCCGAGGACACGCAGGACUUCUGCAGAGCGAGAGAGGAGUCUGAAGAAAAUGAAACUGGAUGUGUCUCUUCCUGUGCUGCUGUCCAUCUGUUUCCACCUGCCGACGACCUCCACCCACCUCCAGGACUCAGAUGAUUCGAAGCUCCUGCAGGUGACGAUCCCCUCCCCCCUGCCGGUGGCUCCUGUGCUGGGCGGCUCCCUGACGUUACCCUGUCUGGUGUCCCUGGCUCACCCCCCGCCCUCCCCCUCCACCAACGGGCGCCACGCCGUGCUGACGCUGCCCCGGGUCAAAUGGAGCGUCCUGACUCAGGGCCGCGAGUCGGAGAUCCUGGUGGCACGGGGGGACAGGGUGAGGGUCAGCGAGGCGUUCAGGGACCGAGCUUCGCUGCUGCACUACGCCUCGUCCCCCGCCGACCUCACCCUGCGGCUGGAGCGCCUGCGGCACAACGACACCGGCUUCUACCGCUGCGAGGUGCAGCAGGGCCUGGAGGACUCCGACGACGUGGCCCAGGUCAAGGUCAAAGGUGUGGUGUUCCACUAUCGUGACGCCUCCAGCAGGUACGCCUUCACUUUCGAGCGAGCGCGAGACGCCUGCGCAGAGAUCGGGGCGGAGAUGGCUUCUCCGGAGCAGCUGGAGGCCUCCUAUUACAGCGGCUACGAGCAGUGUGACGCCGGCUGGCUCUCAGACCGCUCUGUGAGAUAUCCGAUCCAGAUGCCCAGAGAGGGAUGCUUCGGGGACAUGGAUGGAUUACCGGGAGUGAGGAAUUAUGGGAUGUUAGAGCCCGAUGAGCUGUACGACGUCUACUGCUACGUGGAGAACAUCGAUGGUGAGGUGUUCCAGGACUCUGCCCCCCAGCGGUUCACCUUCUGGCAGGCGAAGGCGUUCUGUCUGAGUCACGGGGCGGAGCUGGUGACCACGGCUCAGCUGUACGCCGCCUGGAGCGACGGACUGAACCUCUGCAGCCCGGGCUGGCUGGCGGACGGCAGCGUGCGAUACCCCAUCGUCACCCCCAGAGAGCGCUGUGGAGGGGGGGAGCCCGGGGUCAGGACCGUGUAUCGCUACAGCAACCAGACCGGCUUCCCCGAGCCCGACACGCUGCACGACGUCUACUGCUUCAAAAGAAAUAACGGCCCAUACACGGACUCUCCUCUGGACUUUCUCGUCACGGAGCCGGAGGACAUCGGCCAGGACGUGGUUUUCUUUACUGACCCGGCAGAGGAGGAGGACUUCAGCCACAGCGAGGCGACGGCGGAGAGCGAUGACGAGGUCUUCCGCGCCCGGACGGACCUUCCCCUCAAACACGUUCCUGCAGAGGCUCAGCAGAUAACGCUGGGAUACAACCAGGAAGCACCGACAGUCACUCCAUCCCCUGAGCAUCCAGACUCCCCAGAGGAGGUGAUUAAGAAGGAGAGCUUCCCAGAGUCACAUCAUCCGGCUCCUGAGGAAAACACAGAUUAUGAAACAUUAGCUGACGGAGCCUCCACUCUACUCACACCACCUGCGGAGCAUCUUUCUGCCACCGAAACUACGGCAGCUGUAAAUGCUUCAUCUGUAUCUCCUGCGUACGAGCUCCUCAGCAGCUCUCCAGAUGUUCCCCAUGCGGAGGACCUUCCCUUUCACACACUCCUGAAGCUGAUCCCGUCCACUCGAGUGCUGCUCCCGGGAGGAGAUAUCAGACGUGACCUCCUCACCGAACACCGAGGAAACAGACGUUCUCUCGACGCCCCGCUGCCGGCUGCAGAUCACAGCACGCCUGAGGUUUAUCCGACAGAAGAGGAUAAGGUGACCGGUCUUCUCCAGCUGGAAACUCAAAAGCCAGUCACUCAAAGUGUGGGUGUUUUAGAAACCUCUGCAGCCUCGGAGCUGAUCCCUACGUCUGCUUCAGGUUACGAUCACACCGCAGAGCCUCCAGGAGUUUCUGUGGGGUCGCCCCGCCCCGUAGAUGGAGCUGAUGGGACCACCAGCAGCCCUUCAGAGGAGGCAGCAACGCGUCAUCCAGCCAGACCCCUCCACCCUGCAGAGACCCCCGCUGCAGAGACCCCCGCUGCAGAGACCCCCGCUGCAGAGACCCCCGCUGCAGAGCUCCUCACAGACUACUCCAGCCUCAGCGCCACGGUGUUGAACAGCCAUCCGGUCACCUCCUUCACCUCCUCUGCUUCUGUCCCCCCAUCCACAGAGACUACCACAGAACACCUGGAGGAGAAGCAGGAGGAGGAGGUGUUGGGAGGAGUUUUCCUCAGCACCACCCAGAAUAUCUUAAACUUUUUUACGGAGAAGGAACACGAUGGUGGAGAGGGGUCCGGUGAAUCCUCAGGAGAAAACCCGGAGAUAACGCCUUCGCUCUUUCUGACAGGUCCAACUGUAGCCCACAGUGAGGGCGAGGAGGCCACCGACGCUCCUCCCCCCUCGGAGGUCAAAAUCACGCUGCUUCCCCGGCUGAGCCUCUCCCCCGGCUGGGAGCUGGAGCCCUCCCCCUCCACGCUGCAGGAGUCCCGCUCUGAUUUAGAGUUCAGCGCCCGGCCUCCUGCAGCUGAGGAAGAGGAAGAAGAGGAGGAGGAGGAGGUGGAGGAGAUCUCAACCAGCAGCAUGCAUGACCCCGGCUCAGAGGGAGGUGAGGGGGAGAUCAGCACUGACGAUCCUUCCGGUAAGUUCUGCACGCUGCCUCCUGGUGAGGAGGACAGCGGCGGCCCGGCGGUCUCCAGAGAGGAAGUGACCCCUCCCUUGUUCCUGGGGUCCUCAGCCAUGGCCGCCUCCCUGCCCGAUGCCAGAGUCUCUGCUGCGAGACCAGGAGACGCUGCAGACUCGUGCGUGGAGAGUCCGUGUCUGAACGGAGGAACUUGCGUUGACGGUGAACCGGCGCGCUGCUUCUGUUUACCGGGUUACCGGGGAGACUUCUGCCAGACAGACGUGGAGGUGUGUGAGGCCGGCUGGGAGAAGUUCCAGAGCUUCUGUUACCGACACUUCGGGAAGAGGCAGAGCUGGGAGGCGGCGGAGCAGCACUGCCGCAUGUGUGGAGGACACCUGCUGUCCGUCAUGACCCCCGAGGAGCAGCAGCACAUCAACGAGAAAUACAAAGAGUAUCAGUGGAUCGGACUGAACGACCGAACCAUCGAGGGAGACUUCCGCUGGUCGGACGGGAACCCUCUGCUGUAUGAGAACUGGUACAGGGGUCAGCCCGACAGCUACUUCCUGUCGGGGGAGGACUGCGCGGUGAUGGUGUGGCACGACGGCGGCCGCUGGAGUGACGUGCCCUGCAACUACCACCUGUCCUACACCUGCAAGAAGAGCGUCUCGUCCUGUGGCGAGCCGCCCAAAGUUCCCGGUGCCAAGGUGUUUGGGAAGAAGCGUUCACGUUACGAGACGAACUCCAGGCUGCGGUUCUACUGUGAGAAGGGCUUCCUGCAGAAACUGAACCCUGUGAUCAGCUGUCUGCCCGGCGGCCAAUGGGAGGAGCCGCUGAUUACCUGCAUCCCAGCCCCUUCAAAGGAAGAAGACCCAGUGACCUCACUUCCUGUGCGGCGCGAGGAGGUCACGCAGGCCAUGGAGGUCCAAGGCACAGUCACAGAGAAAACUGUGCGGCUCUUCUGGGACAUCAAGUGGGUCGGCUGAAGCCUUUUCCAUAUUUGAUUGGAGUCCUCAAAAGUCCAGUUUCUGCAUUAAAGUUAAACUGUAUAAGUCUAACCUUUUAAUAUUAAACUCAUUUCGACGCCACCUGGAAAAGCUGCAAUCCAAAUGUGUGUUUUGCUAUAAAGUCUAAAUACUUUUGGUAAAUUAUGCAAGAGGAAACACUGAAAACGACCCGAGCUAAACUGCUCACUGGUCCUGAUCCUCCCAGGAAAAAUAUGCAACCCAUACAUUAGCGUACACGACCUCCUUCUGAAGACUCUCCACUUCUUUUGGUGCUUUUCAUUCAGGUUCCUCUAUCACUCUGUUUGCUAAUAUGAACUGUACUGUCAGUAUCAGUAUGACGGGAACGGAAAUAUUAUUCCACACAAAGACGCACAUUUUUGGGAUCCAUGAAGUAAAAACGAUUUUUCAUCUAAUGUCAGUUUUCUAGUUUUGAGUAAUAGACACUGUGCUUGUAACAAGGCAGGUGGUGUUGAUUGUUUAUCUAAUGAAUGCAUACUAAUGAAAUGUGUAGGUAGAGAUAAUGUAGUAAACAUGAAUACGAUGAAAAAGGAGAAAUAAAAUGUACAUUUUUUAA
Eleginops maclovinus (Patagonian blennie) is the source of this 4244-nucleotide messenger RNA. It is a transcript of the gene bcan, whose product is annotated as brevican. Gene Ontology annotation, cellular component: perineuronal net; synapse. The record is from RefSeq and is a predicted model, not a curated record. Lineage: Eukaryota; Metazoa; Chordata; Actinopteri; Perciformes; Eleginopidae. Gene Ontology annotation, molecular function: hyaluronic acid binding. Gene Ontology annotation, biological process: central nervous system development; skeletal system development; glial cell differentiation.